CAAACCAUCUGUAAAUUUCAUUCAUAAUUGGAAAGCCUCCUCCUCUUCCUUUGACAACUGCUAUAUUUCUCGCGAUAGAUGCAAAACAACCACGAGAAAUCAAUCGUCUGGGUCAUCGUUAUCUGACAGCACUAUGCAAAUUGCAAGCAGUUAUUUUUCUGCAUUCGCGAAACACGGUGUCCAUCUCCGACUGGAGUAUCAAAUCGUUCUGUUAUUCUUCGAAUAAACAAAAUAAUUGCAUGAAUUAAAUAGAGCUGCGCAGUAAUCGCUGGAAAACGAAGAGGAUCUAACGUUUGUAAGUUUCAGUGAAAUCAACGACGAUGACCACGUUCAAGGGACGUUUAUUGUUGACCGUGUUAGUUUUGGCCACUGCUGGCAAGUGUAACGAACUGGUGGACAAGGAAUGGUGGGAAACCGCGUUGGUUUAUCAAAUCUGGCCAAGAGGAUUCCAGGAUAGCAACGGAGAUGGUGAGGGUGACUUGAAGGGUAUUAUCAAACGUCUUGAUUACCUUCAAGAUCUUGGCAUCGACACGAUUUGGUUAAAUCCAGUUUAUCCGUCGCCACUGAUUGAUUCUGGUUACGAUAUUUCCAAUUACACCGACAUAAAUCCUGUUUUUGGUAAUCUCGAGCAUUUUGAUGAAUUCGUAGGAAAAGCACAUGAACGUGACUUAAAAGUUAUAUUGGAUGUGGUACCAAAUCAUUCUAGUAAUGAACACGAAUGGUUUCUGCAAUCGAGUAAAAAUGUUUUGCCAUACAAGGAUUACUACAUUUGGGCAGAUGGAACGAAAGAUGCUGAGGGCAAAAACAUACCACCUAAUAAUUGGGUGAGUACCUACAGUGACAAAAAUGGAUCUGCAUGGACAUGGCAUGAUGUACGACAACAGUGGUAUUAUCACAAAUUUCAUCGAUCCCAGCCUGAUCUCAAUUUGAGAAAUGAAAAUGUGAUUCAAGAAUUAUUGAAUGUUUUUAACUUCUGGUUGAAAAGAGGAGUUGAUGGUUUUCGAAUCAAUGCAGUAUCGUAUUUCUUUGAGGACCUAGAGUUAAGGGAUGAACCUGAUUUAGAAAAUAGAACCUUCACAACUGGAUUACCAGAAAAUACAGCUCUUCUGUAUACAUUUAGGUCAUAUAUCAAUGACUGGGUAGAAAAAAACAAUGCUAGUUCAAAAUUAUUGGUUGCUGAAUCUUAUGAUUCUGAUGAAGUAUUGAUUUCAUUGUAUGGUAAUGAUACUCACCAAGGAAUACCACCUUAUAAUUUUCGUUUCAUAAAAAAUAUUCAAAAUACAAGUACUGCAGAACAUGUUAAAAAUGUUCUACAGGAUUGGUUUGAAAAACUUCCAAAUAAUGCCAGCACAAAUUGGGUGCUUUCUAAUCAUGAUAAUUCAAGAGCAGCUUCAAGGAUUGGACUAAACCGUGUUGAUGGACUUCACAUGCUCAAUUUACUAUUACCUGGUCAGGCAUUCACUUAUUAUGGAGAAGAGAUUGCAAUGUUGGACAGAAAGAUGUCAUGGAAUGAAACAAUUGAUCCUAUGGGUCGUUCAAGGACAAACAAAACAUACGAAAAUUAUUCCAGAGACCCUGCAAGAACACCAAUGCAAUGGAACUCUGAUACAUCUGCAGGAUUUUCAACCAAUAAGACUACAUAUCUUCCUGUUCAUUCAGAGUACCCAGAUAGGAAUGUUGAAACACAACAAAAUGAGACACAGAGCAACUUAAAUACCUAUAAGGCUCUUGCUGCUCUUAGAAAAGAUAAAAUUUUUACUCAUGGACAAUAUGAAUUUCAAACUUUAAAUAAUGACCAUGUAUUUGUUUUAAAAAGGUUUUUGGAGAAUUCCUCAGUGUAUAUAGUGGUCAUAAAUCUGGGUCUUCGGCAGGAAAGAGUUAAUUUAACGUCAUUGUAUCCCGACCUAGAAGAUUCUAUGGAAAUCGCUGUUGCUUCCAGUAACGCAAUUAACAUGCCGGAAGUGAUUUCAGCAAGCAACUUCGUGCUCACUGCCAAUGCGGCAUUGGUAUUAAAGGGCGAGGAGAACAAUUCACGUAUUGAAACAUCUACUACAAUUCCAGAAUCAAACUCCACGAAUACUAGUUCUGCUGCUACAUUCGAAUCAAUAUUACAGUUAACAAUAAGUACAAUUAUCAUGACACUAUUGUUCAGAUAUUGAAAAUUUUUAUUUUCAUUUUCUUACAUUAAAAGCUGCCAUUUGCUAAAAACAUUAAA
Messenger RNA from Megachile rotundata (alfalfa leafcutting bee), 2215 nucleotides. RefSeq names its product maltase A3. Gene Ontology annotation, biological process: carbohydrate metabolic process. Lineage: Eukaryota; Metazoa; Arthropoda; Insecta; Hymenoptera; Megachilidae. The record is from RefSeq and is a predicted model, not a curated record.